Messenger RNA from Prunus avium (sweet cherry), 1572 nucleotides. Its product is annotated as Co-chaperone GrpE family protein. Lineage: Eukaryota; Viridiplantae; Streptophyta; Magnoliopsida; Rosales; Rosaceae. Gene Ontology annotation, molecular function: adenyl-nucleotide exchange factor activity; protein homodimerization activity; protein-folding chaperone binding. Gene Ontology annotation, cellular component: chloroplast. The record is from RefSeq and is a predicted model, not a curated record. Gene Ontology annotation, biological process: protein folding.
UGAAUUAAAAUUAGACCCUUUUCAUUUCCCUUCACCCACCCACACUUCACUCGACUCAGCAUCCUUAAUUUUACUCCCCUUUUCAAUAUCGCCACCCUUAUCCCUCUCCCCUCCUCUCUUCCCCCCUCUCCUCUCAAGUCUCUGAGACUCUCUCUCCAAUGGCCAAUGUCCUCCGAACUUCUCCUUUCGGGGCACCUUUUGCACAACUUCCUUCCACUCUCUCGCCAAACUCCCAAAAACCUUCAUAUGUUUCGUUUAGACAAAGCCAGAGCGGCAGCAUACCUUAUCUCACUCUAAGCUCUCUCCGGUUCUCUCACUUGCCGUCCCUCCGGUUCGCCAAGUUCGUUCCUUUGGCUUCUCAAGGUGAAACCGAAACUACUGAGACCGUGGAGGAGGUUCGACAGCCCGAAGAGAUCGAGGACUCUUCAGAUGGUGCAGUAAGUGUGGAAGAUAGUACAAGCGACGGUGAAGAAAGUGGUACAAGUAUUGAUGAUGAAGGUGAUGCUGAGGAAAAACCUGCUUCAGCCGUCAUAGCAUCACUGCAAUUAUACAAAGAAGCUUUGGCCAGUAACGAUGAAUCAAAAGUAGCUGAGAUAGAAUCCUUCCUCAAAUAUAUUGAAGAUGAGAAAAUAGGUCUUGAAAAGAAAGUGGCCUCUUUGUCUGAAGAACUGUCAGCAGAGAAGGUUCGGAUUUUGAGGAUAAGUGCAGAUUUUGAAAAUUUCCGUAAAAGGACUGAUCGGGAACGCAUUUCUCUGGUAACAAAUGCUCAGGGGGAAGUUGUGGAGAGUUUGUUGCCCGUAGUAGAUAAUUUCGAGAGGGCUAAAACACAGAUUAAGGUGGAGACGGAAGGAGAGGAGAAGAUCAACAAUAGCUAUCAGAGCAUUUAUAAACAGUUCGGAGAGAUCUUAAGCUCUCUUGGUGUUGUCCCUGUUGAGACAGUGGGGAAGCCCUUUGAUCCGUUGGUAAGAUACCAAGUUGGCUCGAAAUUCAAUCAAUUACUUGAUGAAUAUUAUCAAGUACUUAGUCAAUUUUGUUCAGGUUUGAUGAAGACCUGGAUACGGUUUUAAGUCAGACCAAAUCAUGAUUGAAUCGAGCCAAUUUGUUGCAUGAAGCAAUCAUGCGUGAGGACUCCACAGAAUUUGAAGAAGGUGUUAUAAUCGAUGAAUUUCGCAAGGGGUUUAAGCUUGGUGACAGGCUUUUGCGUCCGUCGAUGGUAAAGGUAUCAGCUGGUCCAGGGCCUGCCAAGCCAGAGCAGCAAGUUCCUCCUUCUGAAGAACAGGAUGCCAGUGAAACCACCGAGGAGGGCAGCACAGAAACAGAGUCAGCUUAAAGAUCAGAUACUCAGUCUAUUUUCAGUUUUGUAUCAGCAAUAGUAAGUUCAUUUGUAAUUCAAUCAGUAGGCUAGUAAAUUUUGUUGGGCGUGAUUGUUUCUGGUAGCAUAUUACUGUUAAUUUUAUUUUUUUUACCGAGAAAAUGAUACCGGUUUGAGGGAAUCAUCAUAUUACUGUCAACACAUUUGUUUCUGUGUUAGGACCUGAGCACGUGCUGCCUUGAGUACUCAUUUGGAUGUGC